This is a messenger RNA of Guyanagaster necrorhizus, 2595 nucleotides long. RefSeq lists its product as uncharacterized. Bases 96 to 2540 code for a protein of 814 amino acids. The record is from RefSeq and is a predicted model, not a curated record. The transcript is spliced from 6 exons. Lineage: Eukaryota; Fungi; Basidiomycota; Agaricomycetes; Agaricales; Physalacriaceae. Gene Ontology annotation, molecular function: protein binding.
UGACCCCCUCGCGUCGUUCCGUACUUUUCUUUCUGCAAAAGGCCUGGUUGCUGUAUCAACUUUCAGCCAGUCCUUGUUGCAUUGCCCUGUCAUCCAUGCUUCCACCCGCCCUUCUAGAGUUCACCUUGGCACGUCUCAUACAUCGCGGCAGUAUCUUAGGCUCCGAAGUCGUGACUGCCCGAACAUGGCCCCGAAGAAUUGGUGUUCGUGCCAUGCAACAAGCGGUACUCGUAUCCGAUACAUCACCAGUAACCCUCUAUCCUCACCUCAAGGGAAAGCAAACCCUUGUCAAACCUUCUCAAGGUAGCAAAAAGCCAAAAGGAGUCGGGCAUUUGAAGGUUCGAGAAGAGAAAGCUGCUGCCGAACGUCCAAGAUCGGAACUGGCGCAUCGCGUAGAUGCUUUGUUGAAAGUUGCCCAGAGAGAGGAAGAAACAGUGGACCAUCCUACCUUUAGCGAGGAAGAGCUCCUGUCACUCUAUGAAGAUAUUCUUGCAGGACCCGAAACCGAAAUGGAACGGCAGCAAGAAGACCUGACACCUGAACAGCGAUCUUUGGAGGACGUCGAGAUGGUGGAGGCAGUCUAUGAACGUCUUCGCGAACAGACGCUAGAGGAAUACCUGGACCCCCAGUCGUCGAAAGCACCCUGGCUUCAACAUGCAUAUCAUCGUCGUAUCCUUGACCAAGUGGGAAAGCUGAUGGAUUUAGUGCUCCGAGGCGAUGAUGCUCCUCUGAUCCCCAUCGUCACGCUAUCUAUACAGGAAUGGAACGCGUUGAUUCGCAUAUGUAUCCGUAAAAAUGAUUUGGAAUCCGCAGAACGGUCACUGCGACUCAUGAAGCGCACUGGUGUUACACUACCUGAAGAAUCGAUUAAUGAAGUUGUCAAGUUCUAUGCGGACAAGGGCGAUGUUUCGGAAACCGAGCGUAUUUUGAACAGUUUUGUUCUUGGUGCUCCUUCCGACCGGCAGCAACAUCUUCAUAUCUGUUCCCAUCUUCGGGCAUCCCCAGAUGCUAUGCCAACAUCAGCACUUGCUAUUCUUCAUGCUUAUGAGGAGCAGCUCAACAUGCCCGCGCAAAAGACGUAUACAAGCCUCGUCAAGCACAUGCUUUCUGUGAAGGAUUCGACGUCCAACGCCCAAGCAUGGGACCUGUUCUACCACAUGCGUUAUGUCGCCCAUCCUGUCCCAGAUGCCUUCUUAUACACAACAAUGAUCCGAGCCUGCGCCUCAUCAUUCUUCACCAUUCGAGCUUCGGAACCCGAACGUGCUCUAGAUCUCUGGACAGAGAUGACGAUUGACAAUAAUAUAGCGCCUACGGUUGCGUCGUACAAUGCUGUCAUACUAACUUGUGCGCGGACUGGCGACAAGAAGUAUGUUCAUGAAGCUUUCCGCCUUGCCAAGGAAAUGCUAGAUUCUCACCGAGACGCGCAUGGAGAGCUGUUGUAUGUGCCGGACCAGCAUACGUUCCUUGCGCUAUUAGAAGGGGCGAAGAGAAUUGGAGACCUUUCGAGGACACGGUGGAUCCUUGCGCAAAUCAGCCGAGUCAGUGUUGAGGAGCCCUCUCUAGGUGUUACGAUUGACGAAGAAGUCAUGAUGCACGUCUUCCAUGCAUAUGCGGCGUAUGAUCCUCCUUUCAAACGUGGUAUCGCGCUACUACUUGAAGAAAGCCAAACGGCGCCGGCAUCGAAUGAUACUUCGACGACCCAUCAAGAAAGUUCAGACGUAGCUGUGACCCCUAAUACCCCUACUUUCGCCCAUGUUGCUCCUCAGAGUCGUGCAGAGGUCAUUGCUGAAGCUGAGCUAUUAUUCGGGCGCAUAUUGGAGGAUGGUGGGUUCUCUUUCGAUCCCACAAUUAGUUUCAGUAACGUCAAGCUGUCGACCCGGCUAUUGAACUCGUAUCUCUCGGUGCACUACAAGCACGGGACAUUAGAGGCAGCUCGGAAGUUGUUCUUGGAUCUCUUCGUGGACCUUGAUAUGGGCCGCAAUGCCCGGACGUUCCGCGAGGCGCUGGAGCGAUGUAUGUAUUCGCACCAGAAGGAGCGGCAGUUUGCUCUCGAGUUCGGUGGAGAGGUAUUCAAGAUGUGGCAAGAGUAUGACGCAUCCGGUGGGGUUGCAGAUGCACGGACGGUGGAGAAAAUUCACGUCGCGUAUAUCCGACUACUUGCCUUGACGAAGGAUUUGGAUGCCGCUCUGGAUCAACUACGGGCAUUUGUCGCAAAAUAUCCACCUUCGGCUUUGCGCCACCAGCCAGCAAAACCUGGGCUGAGGUCUACGAAAACAGUACUCACUGGCUCGCGACCGCUUGUUCGAAUGGCUUCGGCUGCGGAGGUCCCGGACAGUCACGUUCCUCCCUUUGUGCUGUUCAGGGAUAUAGAUGUGCUUCACAACCGGCUUGUUGCGAGUGGAGACGUGAAUGGGAUUGCAUAUGUCAAGUACGUGUGCAAGGCGUAUGAAUGGGCGUUGCGAGUCAGACGAGACGAGGCUCUCAAGGCCAAGCCGGUUGACGCUGAAUCCACGGCGCUUAUUGAUUUAGAAGAAGAUUAAAUAUAUUCGUAUUGCAAUAAUAAAAGACAAGCAUAACGUCAUUUGCGGAUGGGGC